Zeugodacus cucurbitae (melon fly) is the source of this 2189-nucleotide messenger RNA. RefSeq lists its product as uncharacterized. The record is from RefSeq and is a predicted model, not a curated record. The transcript has 2 exons. Lineage: Eukaryota; Metazoa; Arthropoda; Insecta; Diptera; Tephritidae. The coding region runs from base 245 to 1597 and encodes 450 amino acids.
CAUAUCUUGUACAUAUAUUGUAUAUUCAAAAUCCACAUUGGCAAAUAUUUUUCGAGACGAAUAACUACGUCUUGUUAUAAAUUUAUUCGGAAAUAAAAAAUCCCAUAUUCACCAAAAAGAGUACGGUUGACUGAUAUUAUCAGUGUACACUGUAAAAAAUAUUUUACUAAUUUCAUAUUUUCUAAAUGAACACAGCUUCAAAAGUAUCUUUUAUAAAUCUACUAAACUUCAAAAAAUACCAAAAAUGAUUUCUGAUGAAACAAGUCCAUGUACACCAGAAGCUACAUGCUCAAAACAGGGUGCUAUAAAGCAAAUAAGCAUUUCAUAUUCCAAAUUUAUUUCUGAAAGUGACGUUCUUAUAAGCUACUGCACUCGAUUUUCAUCUUUACCGAUUGAAGACCACUCUAAAUCGUUAUUAGAAGUAAAAAACGAAAGUCUUCACGAAUUGUGGACACGUCUCCAAGCUGCAUAUGACGCUAUAUCACUAGUACAUUUAAAAACAACUUACGUCAAAUAUGAGAGUUGUUUAGACCUGUUUAAUGAGACAAAAGCUAUGAUCUCCGAUCAAUUACAACUUAAAAAUAUAAGUGCACCUACUCCCCAACCGAGAGUAGAGUUGCCACAAGUACAAGCGCCAGAGGCAAGUAGAGGCAUCCAUUUCGAGGUGCCAGCAUGUGACACAGAAAUAUUUGAUGGAAGUUAUGAACAAUGGCCGUCCUUCCGGGACAUGUUUACAACCAAGUACAUAAACCAUCCCAAAUUAACACAAGCGCAAAAACUGUAUCACUUGCGAUACAAAACUAAGGGUCAAGCAGGCAUAAUAGUCAAAUCGUUCGCAUUAAAUGACGAAAACUUCAAUUUCGCUUGGGAAGCUCUGAAUAUAAAAUGCGAAAAUGAAAAAUUUAUAGCCGAUAAACAAAUGGAGAUAUUAAAUAACUUGCCUCAAAUGGAAAAAGAAAUAAGAAAAAUACAAUUCAAAGAAGCGCAAAAAUCAAAAUGCAGAAAUGAAAGAGAAUUGGUCGAAAAACAAGUCAAGAUAUUACUGAACUUGCCUAGAAUGCGAAAAACAACGAGUGCAGAAUUUAAUAAAGUUCUUUCCGCUGUUACUAAUUGUUUGUUCAUUCUGUCGACACUAAAUGUUUCCACACACAGUUGGGACCCUAUACUGGUAUAUGUCUGCACCGCAGCAUUACCAGCAGAAUCAAUACUUUUGUGGGAGCAAUCGCUCCCCUCACGAAAAAAAUGCCCAACAUGGCAACAAAUGAAAGACUUUCUAACUGCCCAAUAUGAAAUAGCGCAAAUAGUAGAAGCAAGUAGAAAUAGAAGCUCUUUGAAAAUACAAUCAUUCACAACUGAACGCCAUAAAUAUACGUCAUGUGAACUUUGUGCAAAAGUACAUAAACUAAAAUUUUGCAAAAAAUUAAAAAAAUUAAAUAUUAUCGAAAGAAAUAAUUUUGUAAGAGCAAAAAGGCUUUGUAUAAAUUGCUUGUCACAUGCGCAUACACUUAAAGAUUGCCAAAGCAAAUAUAAUUGCGUCUAUUGCCGGAAAAGACACCAUUCUAUGCUUCACUAUUGCACGUUUUCGAGCUCACAUUAAAAGCGCUUAUACAAAAAGAGCCACGAGCUUGGUUAAAACACGAAGUCCCGAAAUCGGCUAAGAAACACUCAUUAAAAACUCAAAAGCUACACAGCGAAAUACAAAUGCACCCAGAAACAAAUCGAAGAAUCAUCUACUGGGCUUGGUAUUCGCCUAGGGAUGCUGGGAUGUUAAAUAAGCAUAAGCCGCACAUUACAUAUACUCAUACACAAAAAUCUACACCUCACAACACUGUCACACCACAUCCAUCACAUCAUGAGAAGCACAACACUGACACACCACAUUCACCCCAGCUGAGAAAACCACACACGAUGACACCACAUUAAUACACCACACAUGUUAACACAACACAGUCGAUCACGAACUCACAACAAUCAACAAAAAUGGAUUAACAACCCGACCAUAUCCUUUUUCUCACGUAUUCGUGAUCGCGAUCAUAAGCCGUUCACCGCAGCCCAUAUAUUCGCUUAUCAACAUUUCGGAGAUUGUCUUUUAAUUACUUCUGUUCGCUCAUUUUUUGAAAUAAUUUGUAAAAAUACUAUUGAAAUAUAAUAAAAUAAUACAUAAUUAAUUUACAUUUUCUUAAACAUUU